Lachancea thermotolerans CBS 6340 is the source of this 516-nucleotide messenger RNA. RefSeq names its product mitochondrial 37S ribosomal protein uS12m (gene MRPS12). The record is from RefSeq and is a predicted model, not a curated record. Gene Ontology annotation, cellular component: ribosome; small ribosomal subunit. Gene Ontology annotation, biological process: translation. Bases 1 to 516 code for a protein of 171 amino acids. Gene Ontology annotation, molecular function: structural constituent of ribosome. NCBI's taxonomy places the organism in Eukaryota, Fungi, Ascomycota, Saccharomycetes, Saccharomycetales, Saccharomycetaceae. The transcript has a single exon.
AUGCUGUUCCCUAGUCUGACAAGCCGUUUUGUACUGGGGCUUUCGAGGGCCUCAAUGAUACCGAGAGCACCCGCUCGCAGCUCCGCGAUGGCCAUCUUCUCGCCUCUCCGCGCGUUCUCGAUCUGCCGACCAAACUGGGCCACCCUGAACCAGAUCAAGAGAGGCGUAGAGCCACCAAAACGCAAAAAGGCCACUGUGUCUCCAGAUCUAUACCAAAGUCCACUCCGUAAGGGCGUGGUCUUGAGAGUCAUGGUCCUAAAGCCAAAAAAGCCAAACUCCGCACAGCGCAAGGCCUGCAGAGUGCGGCUGACCAACGGAAAAGUUAUCUCUGCGUACAUUCCAGGCGAGGGUCAUAAUGCCCAGGAGCAUAGUAUUGUCUACGUGCGUGGGGGUCGUUGCCAGGAUCUUCCCGGUGUCAAAUACCGGGUCAUUCGCGGAACUGGAGACCUGAGUGGCGUCGUCAACAGAAUAACGUCACGCUCAAAAUACGGCGUUAAGAAGCCUCAGAAAGCAUGA